CUAUUUGAGUAAGAACUCCUAGCUUUGGUUGCUACUAUUUGUGCUGAGAAAGAGCUUGGGCUACGUCAAGUUAAGCCGUUGCGCGCUAGCAGUUACUCCGUUUUGAAGCAAGGGCUAAAGGUGGGCUCGGGGAAGGAAUCAAAUGAAUUUUGAAAUCCCUUUUCUUUCUUUUUGUAUCCGUAGUGGAAUAAGCCUCGGCAUCAGCAUCAGCAUAACUAUCCCCAUCCGAAACAUAUGAAUCCUCGUCAGCCGUAGAAAGAGCUGCCACUGGAUAAUUAGCCGAACCAACAAACGAUUACAAAAAAGUGGAAACUAGGGCAGGCAAUGGGGAAGGCCCUUGGUCCUAUGGGAAAAGAUAGGAACCGGUCGGAUUCGAACCGACGAAUAGAAGUUUUGCAGACUCAUGCCUUAGCCACUUGGCUACGGUUCCCUAUCAAUUCCAUGUCUUUUUCCUUCCCUUGUCCGACUUUGCUUCACAGGGUGAGACCAGGAAUAACAGAUGCCGGAAUGCUUUGGGGGGAAGGGCACAACAUAGGUGGAGAUGAAUUUUCAAAAAGACUAUAUAAACCUUGAGAAUCUAAGAGUUCUCCCUACCUGAACCUUUUCCGUGGCGACAGUAUAAAGAAGCAUUUAGGGAUUUGUUGAUGAUCCAUGAUUACAAAGUUGAUCAAGCCUCUGAAACCGGGCUCUUUCUUCCCUCUCGAUUCUAUCUAUAUUCCGCCUGAAAUCUAAAUGAUCUGGAAUUCCUUUCCAAUUCCGUAUAUCAACUAAUGGGGACACCGGGAGGGACGAGAUAAAGCACCCCGCUUACUUUUUUUUUUCUCUCCAUCUCCAGCUUUUUUGUGCUCUGAAAAACACUCCAAAACGUGUGUGUAGUCUAUCAAUCAGAGUAGACGAAAGAACGAGGAAGGUCCUCUUUCAAAUAUAGGAAAUGGAAGUUAUGGCUAGAAUCUCAACUUCUUGACUAGCUUCUAGUUCUUGUCUUUUAGGAGGAGCGGGAAGCUUUUUAAAGAAAUGAAAGGCAAUCAG
Rubroshorea leprosula is the source of this 1029-nucleotide messenger RNA. The record is from the annotation of a GenBank genome assembly. Lineage: Eukaryota; Viridiplantae; Streptophyta; Magnoliopsida; Malvales; Dipterocarpaceae.